CUCGAGUGAAAGCGGACAAGGGUGAUCGAGCCGCGUUACGUCCCACGUUACGAAAACUCGUGACACCGUUCACAAAAUUCAAAUUAUAAACAAUGGUGAUAUAAUACAUUAAAGUUGGGUAAAUACGAUGUGUUGUAAAUUCUAAUUAUUAGCCGUUACAACUUUAAAAUUGUUUUUUGAAUGAGUUUUCAGUGGUUUUUCAUGUGUGACUGUUGUAAAGUGUUCGUAUGUACUUGAAAUUAGUUUGCUCGAGUUUUGAGUUUUGAAGGAGUCUGAUCGAGACGAAAUGCACUCGCAAUCUUGUUGAAGAUAAAGUGGAGAAACUUCGGUAAUUAUUUCGAAAACGCAAGUGGUAGUGCGUAACGACAACUCGGUGUUUCUUCAAUACGCCCGGACAAGACUGCAGUACCGAUGAGGCUUGCGAAUCAUGAGUGCUUGGUGCUGCAUCGCGAUCAUGAUGUCUGCUAUCAGCACCAGUGUUUUGUCGCCGGCACCGCAAAAGACUGAGGCUAAGGAGGCAUACGAUCGCCACUACUGGUACACUCAGGCGCAGGAAACGUUGCAGAAACGACUUCAGUACGCAGCUGAUAAGAAACCUGUCGCAAAGAACGUGAUACUAGUAGUGGGGGACGGUAUGAGCCUCACCACGGCCACUGCAGCCAGAAUCCUCCGAGGUCAGAGACGAGGCCAGUCGGGAGAAGACACCGACUUAGCCUGGGACACCUUCCCAGCAGUCGCUUUGGCUAAGACUUAUAACAUAGAUGCCCAAACUGGGGAGUCUUCAGCGUGUGCCACCGCACUUCUUUGCGGUGUGAAGGCGAGGUACGAAACUUUGGGCCUUGACGCUGGUGGCAGGUUCAACAGCUGUGCUUCGACUAUCAACUCUAAAGUCUCCUCGCUGGUCGACUGGGCACAUGAAGCCGGUAAAUCCAGCGGCAUAGUAACAACAGCGCGGAUAACCCACGCGACGCCUGCAGCGUUGUACGCGCACGCGCCGUCAAGAUACUGGGAAGAUGACAGCCGGGUCCCCCCCACUGUGAGAAAAGAUUGCAAGGAUAUCGCCAUGCAGCUCGUAGAGAAUGAACCGGGAAGAAGUAUAAAUGUAAUUAUGGGUGGGGGAAGAAGACAUUUUCUGCCUACUGUAACCCCAGAUCCUGAACAUCCGAACCGUGAAGGGAGAAGAUUAGAUGGAAGAAAUUUAGCUGAGGAUUGGGCGAGAGAAAAGAAAAGGCGGCGAUUGCGAGCUCAAUACAUACACUCAAGAGAACAACUCGCAAAAUUGGAUCCACGAACAGUGGAUUAUUUGUUAGGUCUGUUCGAAUACUCGCACAUGGAGUUUAACGCGGAGCGCGGGGCGGUAGCGGACGCGGAAGAGGGGGCGAGUGCGACUUCUGCUGUGAAAGCGGACGAUCCGUCCUUGGCCGAUAUGACACGCGCCGCCUUGUCAAUUUUGACUAAAAACGACAAAGGAUUUUUUCUACUUAUUGAAGGUGGAAGAAUAGACCACGCUCAUCACUACAACAAUCCAUAUAGAGCUCUUGACGAGACUUUGGAGUUAGAAACCGCACUGUUGGCAGCAUUAGAGAGGGUUAAUCCUGCUGAAACUUUGAUCGUAGUCACCGCCGAUCACGGUCAUGUAAUGACUUUUGGCGGGCAGGCCACGCCGAGAGGACACCCCGUUUUAGGUGCGGAUACGGUGGUCUCAGACAUUGACGGUCUGCGAUAUACUACUCUUCUUUACGGCACUGGGCCUGGGCAUUCAGAACCCAGAGCUUUACCACUAAAUACGACCGCAUCGGCUGCUGCUUCGGCCGAUGCUGUUCAUGCAGCUGCAGUUCCUAGGCAGUGGGCAACCCAUGGCGGAGAAGAUGUACCUAUUUAUGCUUUAGGUCCAAUGGCGACGAUAUUAUUCGCUGGAGUAGUGGAGCAGAGCUACAUUCCUCACGCGAUAGCGUACGCUGCGUGCAUUGGACACCAAUCCCGGAGGUGUCAAGAAAAAAUCAACUUUACUCAACCACCGCAGGAAAAGCCUCCGAACUGCGUGCCUCCAGAAGUGAGCAGCGUUUCGGCCGCGGACGAAACUAGGAAUGACGGUUCCAGUGGUCGUCGCAUUGUUGUUGCGUCAAGUGUCAUGGCGGACGAGCGCGCGCCACGGUCGUCUGCCCCGCUACCCGCUCCGCUUAUCACAUCGCGCAACCUUAUGUCAAGGCUAAUCGAAUACGUCACCCGCCUGACUUUUGUAUUAUUUGUCGUUAAAUUAUAAGAAUUGACUUAAGUGUAAAUAUUAAAAUAUGAACAGUACAAUUGGGGAGAUCAGCUGUGUACUGCCUCUAAGUGUAAAUUUAUCAAAAUUAUAAGUGAUCCAAUUUGUACAUGAUACGAAAUUGUAAAUACCUACUUUGAUUGGAUUGUAAAUAAAAUAGUACAAUUGUAAAUAUAAAGAAGUUAAGUGACAAUUGAUAUAUUUAGUCUCAUCAUUAAAUGGAUUUUUAAAAGAU
Molecule: messenger RNA, 2498 nt
Organism: Helicoverpa zea (corn earworm)
Lineage: Eukaryota; Metazoa; Arthropoda; Insecta; Lepidoptera; Noctuidae
Product: alkaline phosphatase-like
Exons: 14
Coding region: 428-2263 (611 amino acids)
Biological process (GO): dephosphorylation
Molecular function (GO): alkaline phosphatase activity
Source: RefSeq, a predicted model, not a curated record